Drosophila santomea is the source of this 3540-nucleotide messenger RNA. Its product is annotated as raf homolog serine/threonine-protein kinase Raf. The transcript has 5 exons. The record is from RefSeq and is a predicted model, not a curated record. Gene Ontology annotation, biological process: signal transduction; protein phosphorylation. NCBI's taxonomy places the organism in Eukaryota, Metazoa, Arthropoda, Insecta, Diptera, Drosophilidae. Bases 925 to 3153 code for a protein of 742 amino acids. Gene Ontology annotation, molecular function: protein kinase activity; ATP binding.
UGGCGAUUUGCUGGCACCAACUGCCAUUGUCAGGGCUGUCACUUGGUUCGAACACAUCGCGGUGUCAGCAUCGAUAUUUCUGUCAACUCCACCGCCUUCACCUGUAAAUAUUUAGUUGAUUAAUGUGUUUAUAUAUCCACGCCAAAAACGUAUUAACUUGUUGCCGCCCGUAUAAUCGGGAUUAUUACUAAGCCGAAAAGCAAAAAGCUGAAGACAAAUAAACACUUAGCUGUGACACAAACCUCCCGUCGCUGAGCACCUGAUACUCGUUAUCGUUUAUCGAUUAACCUAGCCGAAUCACGCCUCCUGAUAACGAUUAAACAAAAAGUCGAAAUGUAGUAAAACUCGCGGAAAGUAAAUAAAUUGUUAUAACCACAGUGAGAUAAAGAGCGGCCAGCUUAGUGGCGAAACAAUUGCAAUUGCUGGGCAGCCAACGACGGUGCCGGCUGGUCUGGGAUUUAUCGGAUGAUUGGCAGCUCCUUUGGAAAAUCCUCAAGUUCAGCUGCUUCUGCACACACUGACCUUCAUUAUACAUACAUACCGUACAUACGAGCACUUUGUGUGUGUCCGUGUGUGUGUGUGUGUGAGUGAGUGUGUGCGUGCGCCAGCAAGUGUGUGGGUGCACUGAAAAAAGGUUGGAAAGGAUACAAGCGAGAAAUCUGUGAGAAGCCGGAAUAUUGCAACCCGCAGCAUCGGAGGAGGAGCACGCAAAAAAACAGAAAGGUGAUUAAAAGUCAAGGACGACAUGAUGCCCUCCGCCCACAGAAGUGGAUGUGGAUGUGGGUGGCUCACCCAUUAAAACUCCACUAAAACGCAAGCGCAGGAGUUUUUCCUUCAAGAAGUCAAGGCUUCUUCGUUUUCGGGGUCAUGGUCACAGUCACAGCAUCAUAUCAUAUACCAUAGUAUAUAGGAUAAAGCAACACCAUGUCCAGCGAGUCCUCCACCGAAGGCGACAGCGAUCUAUACGAUCCUUUGGCCGAGGAGCUGCACAACGUCCAGUUGGUCAAGCAUGUGACCCGCGAGAAUAUCGACGCCCUGAAUGCCAAGUUUGCCAACCUGCAGGAGCCACCAGCCAUGUACUUAAUAGAAUAUCAGGAGUUGACCUCCAAGCUCCACGAACUGGAGGCCAAGGAGCAGGAGCUAAUGGAGCGACUGAAUUCGCAGGACCAGCAGGAGCAGCAGGAGGACUCCUCCUUGGUCGAGCGGUUUAAGGAGCAACCCCACUAUCAAAAUCAAACGCAAAUCCUGCAGCAACAACGGCAAUUGGCGCGAGUCCAUCACGGCAACGAUCUAACCGAUAGCUUGGGCUCCCAGCCGGGUAGCCAAUGUGGAACUUUGACCCGUCAGCCGAAGAUCCUUUUGCGAGCCCACCUGCCCAAUCAACAGCGCACCUCAGUGGAGGUAAUUUCAGGAGUUCGAUUAUGUGAUGCCCUCAUGAAGGCCCUAAAACUCCGACAACUAACGCCGGAUAUGUGCGAAGUAAGCACAACUCAUUCCGGUAGACAUAUCAUACCCUGGCACACGGACAUCGGCACUCUGCAUGUGGAGGAGAUCUUUGUCAGGCUGCUGGACAAGUUCCCCAUUAGGACGCACAUCAAGCACCAGAUCAUACGGAAGACCUUCUUCUCGUUGGUGUUCUGUGAGGGCUGUCGCCGGCUUCUGUUCACUGGGUUCUACUGCAGCCAGUGUAACUUCCGAUUCCAUCAGAGAUGUGCCAACAGAGUGCCCAUGCUGUGCCAGCCCUUUCCCAUGGAUAGCUAUUAUCAGCUACUGCUGGCCGAGAAUCCGGAUAAUGGCGUUGGUUUCCCCGGCAGAGGCACUGCUGUCCGGUUCAAUAUGAGCAGCCGCAGUCGCAGUCGGCGGUGCAGCAGCAGCGGCAGCAGCAGCAGCUCAAAGCCCCCGUCUUCAUCCUCUGGAAAUCAUCGACAGGGUCGUCCGCCAAGGAUCAGCCAGGAUGAUCGAUCCAAUUCUGCGCCAAAUGUGUGCAUUAACAACAUUCGAUCGGUCACCAGCGAAGUGCAGCGCAGUUUGAUAAUGCAGGCCAGGCCUCCAUUGCCACAUCCGUGCACAGAUCACUCCAACUCCACGCAAGCGUCGCCCACGAGCACUCUGAAACAUAAUCGUCCCAGGGCCAGAUCCGCCGAUGAGAGCAACAAGAAUCUGCUUUUAAGGGACGCCAAAAGCUCUGAGGAAAACUGGAAUAUUCUGGCGGAGGAGAUUCUAAUUGGGCCACGCAUCGGAUCGGGAUCGUUUGGAACCGUUUAUCGCGCUCAUUGGCACGGUCCCGUGGCCGUAAAGACACUCAACGUGAAGACACCGAGUCCCGCCCAGUUGCAGGCUUUCAAGAACGAGGUGGCCAUGCUGAAGAAGACGCGCCACUGCAAUAUCCUCCUCUUUAUGGGGUGUGUGUCCAAACCUUCUCUGGCGAUUGUGACCCAGUGGUGCGAGGGAAGCAGUCUCUACAAGCACGUCCAUGUCAGCGAAACCAAGUUCAAGUUGAACACGCUCAUCGAUAUCGGACGCCAGGUGGCCCAGGGCAUGGAUUACCUGCAUGCCAAGAACAUCAUUCACAGAGACCUUAAGUCAAACAACAUCUUCUUGCACGAAGAUCUCUCCGUGAAGAUAGGCGACUUCGGAUUGGCCACCGCGAAAACUCGAUGGUCGGGCGAAAAGCAGGCCAAUCAGCCCACGGGCAGUAUUUUAUGGAUGGCUCCGGAGGUGAUUCGUAUGCAGGAGCUGAAUCCCUACUCCUUCCAAUCGGAUGUUUAUGCCUUUGGUAUCGUGAUGUACGAACUUUUGGCGGAGUGUUUGCCCUACGGUCAUAUUAGCAACAAGGAUCAGAUCCUUUUUAUGGUGGGACGAGGACUGCUGCGCCCUGAUAUGAGUCAAGUGCGCUCGGAUGCGCCGCAGGCAUUGAAGCGCUUGGCCGAGGACUGCAUUAAGUAUACGCCCAAGGAUCGACCGCUCUUUAGGCCGCUGCUCAAUAUGCUGGAGAAUAUGCUGCGCACUUUGCCCAAAAUUCAUCGCAGUGCCAGUGAACCGAACUUGACGCAAUCGCAGCUCCAGAACGAUGAGUUUCUGUAUCUGCCCAGCCCGAAAACGCCAGUGAACUUUAACAACUUUCAGUUCUUUGGCAGCGCUGGAAAUAUUUAGACAGCGACCUGUACCUGUACUUAUAUCCUGCGUGAUCAACGUGAUCCUAUUUCUAUAUAUUUUUGCUUUCGUUGUCCCUCUGUACAUAAGCGAUUCGCGAAUGGGACGGCUUUGGUUGCCCACCAAAGUGAAAGAGAGAGAGAGAGAGGAAGAGAGAGAGAGAUGGGUUGCCUGCCGACCCGGAAGCGAAACUUGCUUCUUUCCUUGGAACUGACAAAGUGCAUUUCUGUUACCACAAAACGACUACAAACUGUAAACUAAACUGCAACGCCCAUGUGUACAUAACUGCAUCAUAACUUAUAUACGUUAGGCAAAACUACUGAAACUAAACUAAACUAAACUAGCUGAUCGCAAUUACAUUAUACACAUUAUACUUAUACUACAAAA